AUGGACGCAUACCCAUCCGACUUUGUAGUCCAUAACCUACCCUUCAUUGUCCUCUCGGGCCUAGCCACAAGCAAAGAGGUCGAUCCCCCGCCAUCAGUCCAACAUGUGCUUCCUGGCCGAGCUGUCACAAGCAUCAACUCAGAGCUACCACCCGUAGAAGGCGACCGGGCAAAUGAGCUGCUCCAAGAGUUCCUAAGUGCAGAUGGCACUAAUGCACCCUGGAAUGGGCGCGACUUCAGCCGUCGAGGCAUUACACAUGGCUUCAGAAUACGGAGUGUAGGAAGGAACUUCCAACUGCCACCGAAAAAGGCAGAUGCGCCCUCAAACUCGGAAACAACUCUUCCAGGCAGUCCUACCAUCGCAGCCGCAACAUCAUGGGUCUUGCAUUCGCCUAUUUCACCCCUCUCCCCAGCCUCUUCCUCCUUCCCCGACGGUGUCAUCGCUCCUGCUUGGGUCGCAAAACACCAGCACUACGUUCCUUCUGUCUUCGUCUCCUUCUUCAAUUUCACAACCGAUCCCAUCACAAACAGCUUGCACGACAACCAACUGAAGACGGACAUCAACAAGAUCAAGGGCCAAAUACAGAAGUCGGACUAUCGCACAAGAUACGUCGUGGUAUUACUGAGUGAUAAGACUAUCCUUGAGGCUCCAGAUAUCGAGGAACGGUUGGCGGUGAUACGGCGGGCUACUGGUCUGGAUCCAAAGAAUUCACUCUUCUUCCUGCCUCCAAGGACGUCCCGCGUCGAGUUGCAGGCCUUCGUUACAUCGAUUCUAGCUAUACUACAACCCAUUUGCGUCGAGUACUACCGAGACCUCACUAAGCAUGCACGGAGGAAGAAGGGACGGGGUACAAUCCCUCCCCCAACAGCUCCACCUACACGCGGAACCUCACAAACACUGUCAUACCCUGGAUGGGGUGUUCGUUACGAUUUCAAGCUGGGCAUACUCGCCGAAUUUCGCCAGGAGAUGGACGCUGCGCAGCGACAUUACAAUGCUGCUUUGGAAGCCUUGUUCGGUGCCGAGGGUCUGUUCGAAACAACGGCGAGCUGGUCUCCAAGAUGGGACGAGAUACGCUUGCUAGCAGAUAUCACCGCACUGCGACACAUUCGGUGUCAGCUAUGGAACAAUUUCCCUACUUCCGCGGUUCAGAAUUGGUUGAGAUAUAAGUACAGAUUACAAGACGUGCUCGAUCGCCGGGGCAAGGGCACUAACAAUUACGGUUGGCAAGCCUGGGAGUCUACAUGGGCACAGGUCAUGGCUGAGACUGUUAGGCGAACAGAGUUGCCGAUCUUCAAAAUAAGGGAUCUCCCGUCAGAUACAGAUCCCUUGAUGGAUAGCCCGGGUGCACUGUACUCCCAACCCGAGAAACAGUUUCCAGUCGGAGAAAGAUUACCACCAUGGGAAUUGUUACACCAUGCUGGGUACUGGCACAAGAUUGCCAGUGAUCAUGCGAAGAAGCGCUACAUCCUCGCCAGGGAGAUGCCAGAAGAAGACCGGACACCGCCUGGAAUGUCACCUGCUGCAAAGGUCUCCGCUCGAAAUCAGAUAUAUGAUCACUAUCUUGUCCCACACCCUCAUGAAGAGUAUCCUGUGCCUGGUAUUGCCAAUGGAUUUGAGCACUGGAAAGACAUCUCAGCCAAGCUGAACGCUGCGAUAGCUGAGUUCAGAACUCGAGGACAGCACCGAAAGGUAGACCAGUUGCAACUUGAAGUGGCUCGGACAUUGCUGCAUGUGAAGAGAUUUGACGACGCUUCCAAAGUACUACGACCACUCUGGGAGACGAUGGCUUGGCGGAAAGAAGGAUGGUGGAGCCUAGCCUCAGAAGUAGUGUGGAUCCUACAUGAAUGUGCACUGCGAGUACAGGACCGAGAAACUUAUGUUGCAACAGAAUGGGAGCUGUACAGUCAAACGAUCCCUGGCAAGACAAAGUACAAGUACGACUUGAUGACGUGUUUGGACGUCUUCUCGGAUGCCUCAGCGGAGAAGGUGAGCGUGAGUCUGAAUGCCAAAGACCACAUCUCUUGCUUGUCGACAUCUUUCGCCUUUGCUGAAGCUGAGGGCAAUGUGGGUGAACCACUCCAAUCACAACUCGCACUUACCUCGAAUGCUCGACCAGGUUCUGCUCCUGUCACCCUGUCUUUUCUCCAGUACCAGUUUAACGGUGGACUGGCUGAAGUCAGGUUGACUCACGAUGCGGAACAAGAUCCGUCUGGAAAUGCCUCAAAAAUGUACUCUUGUACAUUAGACGAAACCCAUUCCGCUACCGGAAAGCCACGUUGGGCUGGUACAGCUGACUUGACGCUUUAUCCUGGACAGACAAAAGUGUACAGCCUCCCACUCAUCCUGCGUGAGUCAGGUGAUGUUGAUGUCGUUGCAUGCGUCUUCGGUGUCAGCACAGAAAAGUUUGACCUUGUCUGCUCAGAUACAGAUCCGGAGACUCCAGCCCAUCCCAUGUGGUGGAUCAAGUCGGACACUAAGAUCAAGUCAAGGACACUGAAACACGGUUCUGGCAUGUCCGUUCACAUAUUACCCAAACCGCCGAAAAUGGAGAUCAAUCUACCGGACGUCCGCAAUCAAUACUAUACGGAUGAAUCCGUGACACUGGCGAUAGAAAUUUUGAAUCAAGAAGAGGAGGACACCGAGGCUGUCCUUGAGGUGCGACUGUUGGGUCGCUCUAAAGAUACUCUGGGCUAUACGUGGGUCGAGCGUCCAGCAGAGUCACCCAUGAAGGAAGUUCCGCCCGCGCUUGACGGAUCAACGGAUAUGGAUCUCCCAGGUCAUGUAGUGGGCAAACUAGCCCAGGGGGCAAGAACAACGGAGAGGAUUCGCUUCACUGCACCCGCCGAUCCAGCAGACUAUGCCCUGGAAGUCAAGGUGCUAUAUCAUCUCCUCAGCGACCGCGACAUACCCAUCUCCAAGAUCAUGGUCGCAGAUCUCGUCUUCAAUGCUCCCUUCGAGGCAAGCUACGAUCUAAAUGCACGUGUGCAUCCGGAUCCAUGGCCCAGCUAUUUCGAGCUACAAGAAGCAGAAAGCAACGUCAAUCCCGAAUCGCCUGAUGCGUUCGGUAUAGCACAGAAAUGGGGUCUACGAGCUAAAGUCGCAUCCUUUGCCGACGAACAGCUCAUCGUCAGCGAUCUAGCUGUCCAAGUACACAGUAUCCACGGCGGCGCAACAUGUGACGUGACAAAAGAAUUCAAUAUCGAGGAAACAGCCAUGGAACCCCAGGUCCUCAGCGAAUGGAGCUUCAGUCUGGACGUCCAGAAGAACAACCUCGAGGAACGUCGAUCUACCGCCCUUGACACUACGCUCAACAUCACAUGGAAGCGCACUUCCGAACCCACUGCCUCUCCAGUAACUUCCUCCUUACCCAUCCCACGCAUCCAAAUCCCCUCUUCCGAACCCCGCGUCCUCGCUUCUUCCCAUUUGUCCCUCACCAUUCCCUCCCUCCUCCACCUCGAUUACGUGCUCGAGAAUCCAACCAUGCACUUCCUUACCUUUGAACUCGCCAUGGAAGCCAGCGAAGACUUUGGUUUCAGCGGACCUAAACUACGGACCCUGCAUCUCUUGCCCAUGAGUCGGCAGACUGUGAGGUAUAAUCUAUUGUCGAAUGUAGAGGGGGAUUGGAUUACACCGAAUCUCAAGGUUACAGAUCGGUACUUUAAUAAGACAUUGAAGAUGGAGAAGGCAAAGGGCAAGGGCAAGGGCAAGGGCAAGGGCAAGGGCAAGGGCAAGGGCAAGGGCAAGGGCAAGGGCAAGGGCAAGAGGAAGGAGGGGUAG
This is a messenger RNA of Alternaria atra, 3777 nucleotides long. RefSeq lists its product as uncharacterized. The record is from RefSeq and is a predicted model, not a curated record. NCBI's taxonomy places the organism in Eukaryota, Fungi, Ascomycota, Dothideomycetes, Pleosporales, Pleosporaceae. The transcript is spliced from 5 exons. The coding region runs from base 1 to 3777 and encodes 1258 amino acids.